This is a messenger RNA of Dendroctonus ponderosae (mountain pine beetle), 3355 nucleotides long. It is a transcript of the gene Tudor-SN, whose product is annotated as staphylococcal nuclease domain-containing protein 1. The transcript has 14 exons. Gene Ontology annotation, molecular function: RNA binding; nuclease activity. The record is from RefSeq and is a predicted model, not a curated record. Lineage: Eukaryota; Metazoa; Arthropoda; Insecta; Coleoptera; Curculionidae. Bases 68 to 2839 code for a protein of 923 amino acids. Gene Ontology annotation, biological process: regulatory ncRNA-mediated gene silencing; mRNA catabolic process. Gene Ontology annotation, cellular component: nucleus; cytosol; RISC complex.
UUUGGAUGUCACUUUUGACAGGCCAGUCUUUUGUAAUCUUUACAAUUUGGAAGUUGAUGGAAUCAAAAUGACGACCCCAACAGCCCCCGUUCAAAUUCCAAAGAAAGGAAUUGUUAAACAGGUCUUAUCUGGAGACGCUGUUGUUAUUCGGAGCCUGAAUGGAGCCCCACCACCAGAGAAACAGUUGGCCUUUUCUGGAAUUACUGCCCCUAAGCUAGCAAGAAGGCCUGGAGCACCUGGCGAAGGCUCGGGUGACUCUAAGGAUGAACCUUGGGCAUGGGAAGCUAGAGAGUUUCUCAGGAAAAAACUGGUUGGACAAGAGAUCCUUUUUAUCUCUGAGAAACCUCCUAAUUCUACCAGAGAGUAUGGUACCGUGUUUUUAGGAAAAGAUAUAAACACUGCUGAGAAUAUAACUGAGUCAUUGGUAUCUGAGGGCCUUGUGUCAGUGAGGAGGGAAGGAGUGAGACCUACGGCUGAACUCACUCGACUUGGAGAGCUUGAAGAUGAGGCAAAGCGUGCAGGCAAAGGAAAAUGGAGUAGCAGUCCACUUUCGGAGCAUGUCAGGGAUGUUAAAUGGUCUAUAGACAAUUUACAAGUGUUCGUAGAGAAAAGUGGAGGCAAACCGAUUAAUGCUGUGAUAGAGCAUGUGCGUGAUGGUUCUACAGUUCGAGCAUUUUUAUUGCCUGAUUUCCAUUAUGUUACUUUAAUGAUUACUGGAAUCAGGUGCAACGGAUAUAAAUUUGACGAUCAAGGUAAACCUGAUCCGACACAAAAGGUCGAAUUUGCUGAUGAAGCUAGAUAUUUCGUGGAGGUACGGCUUCUUCAGCAAGAUGUGGAGAUUAUUUUAAACUCUGCUAAUAACACCACCUUAAGUGGCUCGAUUAUUCACCCGAAAGGAAACAUUGCCGAAAAGUUGUUGAGUGAAGGUUUCGCGAGAUGCGUUGAUUGGUCGAUUUCUGCACUUCCAACCGCUGAAAUUCAACAACUUCGUGCCGCAGAAGCAAAAGCUAGAAGCGAAAAUAAACGGAUAUGGAAGACCUACCAGGCUAAAACGCCUCAGAUAACCGGCAAAGAAAAAGAGUUUACUGCAACUGUAGUUGAAGUGGUGAAUGGCGAUGCUCUUCAGUUGAAGUUGGCUAAUGGUGCCUUUAAAAAAGUGUUUUUGGCCAGUAUCAGACCACCAAGGGAAGCUGGCAGAGCCGCCCCAGAAGAUGGAAAACCAGCACCAAGGCCAAAAGGUGAACUUCUGUCCAAAAACAGUUCAAUUCCAUUCAAUGAAUAUGCUUUAGGUUUCAGGCCUUUGUACGACAUUCCGUGGAUGUUUGAGGCCCGUGAAUAUCUCAGAAAGAAGCUCAUAGGCAAGAAAGUGCAUGUGGUCAUUGACUACAUUCAAGAGGCCAGAGACACUUUUCCUGAAAAGAGUUGCGCUACAGUGACAAUCAGUGGAAAGAACAUUGCGGAAGCCCUUGUGUCUAAAGGUUUGGCAACAGUCGUCAGAUAUAGACCAGACGAUGAACAAAGAAGCACUCGUUAUGACGAACUGCUCAAGGCUGAAUCUAAAGCUGAAAAAUCUCAACUAGGAGUUCAUUCCAAGAAAGAUAGUGCUCCUUUGAGGGUAACCGAAAUCGACGCCGCACGAGCAAAAUUGGAGCUGUCUGCCUUCCAGAGAGUUCAAACAAUUGACGCUAUAGUUGAAUUCGUAGCCAGCGGCUCGAGAUUCCGGGUGUAUAUUCCCAAAUCGAACAGUUUGGCCACAUUUUUAUUGGGCGGAAUUAGUUGCCCUAGAGCAACGCGACCAGCCACUGGCAAUCUUCCGGCAUCCGAAGGUGAAGAGUUCGGAGAUGAGGCUCUUUUGUUCACGAAAGAAAAAUGCCUCCAGAGGGAAGUGACAAUCAAGGUCGACACCCACGACAAAGCAGGAAAUUUCAUUGGAUGGCUCUGGGUUGAUAACUUAAACAUGUCUGUUGAGCUGGUGAGAGCUGGCUUUGCUUCAGUUCAUUUCACCGGCGAAAAAUCAGCGUAUGCUUCCCUGCUGAAACAAGCCGAAGACAGCGCAAAGAGUCAGAAAUUGAGACGCUGGAAGAAUUACGUCGAAGAAGAGCCCAAAGAGAAGCAUGUAGAAGAAGAGCGGCAUGUAGAUCGAAAAGUCAACUACGAAGAAGUGGUUGUUACGGAAGUUUCCGCUGAGGGUACGUUCUUCGCUCAAAAGUUUGCUGAUGGCCCUAAGGCUGUCGCCCUUCUGGCGAAACUUAGACAGGAAUUCGAAGCAAAUCCUCCUCUGCCUGGUGCGUAUACACCAAAAAGGGGCGAUAUUGCAGCUGCCAAGUUCACUUUGGAUGACGAGUGGUACCGAGUUAAAGUCGAAAAGGUUGCAGCAGGCAACGCUGUCGUACACUACAUUGAUUACGGAAACCGAGAGACCAUCCCAACUACACGUUUGGCCAGUUUACCAGCUGCUUAUUCUUCAGAGAAACCUUUCGCCGUUGAAUAUUCUUUGCCAUACGUCAUUUUACCUAAAGACGAGGAAUUCAGAGAAAUAGCUUUGAAAUACUUCAGAGAAGACAUAAGUGUGCCUAAGUUGUACCUCAACGUUGAAUCCAGAGGAGCUCAUCCACAAAGUGCGUCUCUGCAUAAAGACGAGUCCGGAACUACUGAUAUUAUCAGAGCUCUCAUUGCGGAAGGUUUACUGCUGGUGGAGAACAUCAAAAGUAAAAGGCCCAACAAGUUGCUGGAAGACUAUAGGGCCGCUCAAGAUGAAGCGAAAAAGGCUCACUUGAACAUCUGGGAGUAUGGUGACAUUACCGAAGAUGAUGCUAAGGAGUUUGGACUUGGAAACUAGCAUACUUUACCGGAGAUGGGACCAUUAAGUAAAUAAAAUCCACAGAGCAGUGUGCUUUUAUUUUUUAAUUUAAUUACAAUUUUAUUGUGUAAAACACUUUCGGAAAAUUCCUCUUUCGAUAUGAAUAUUUUGGUAACGGCUUGCGAUUCUAUAGCUUAUUUGAAUGGAUAUUUUUUAAAUGAGAAAAAAUGUUCAAAAUCAAAACGUUUUUCAAUAUGGUUAUACUGUAUGAGUAAAUUGCGGAAAUUUGAUGAAAUGCCUUAACUGUUCAAUUGCAAAGUACACAUUAGUCAGUUCCGAAUUUGAUGUGUGCUUGUUUCUGUCGGGACGUCUACUAAAUUGUGUGAAACUGAUUUUAUAUAUUUCCACUAGAUUUGGUGUAGACAAUAUAGUAAUUUUUUAUACAAUUAUGUGGAAUAUUUCCAUAUGCAGUGUGUUUAUAUUUUGUUUUCCUGAUGAAUGUAUAAUUUGGUAAGUUGGGAGAGGCUCUGGUUAACAAUAAACUGUUUACACAAA